Molecule: messenger RNA, 750 nt
Organism: Saitoella complicata NRRL Y-17804
Lineage: Eukaryota; Fungi; Ascomycota; Saitoellomycetes; Saitoellales; Saitoellaceae
Product: DCP2-domain-containing protein
Exons: 2
Biological process (GO): nuclear-transcribed mRNA catabolic process, nonsense-mediated decay; deadenylation-dependent decapping of nuclear-transcribed mRNA
Cellular component (GO): cytoplasm; P-body
Molecular function (GO): 5'-(N(7)-methylguanosine 5'-triphospho)-[mRNA] hydrolase activity; manganese ion binding; RNA binding
Source: RefSeq, a predicted model, not a curated record
AUGGCAUUCGCAAGCGCGAAGUUUGACGAGGUGUUGGAUGAUCUAUCAGUCCGCUUUGUUAUCAAUUUACCCGAAGAAGAACUCGUUUCCGUCGAGCGAAUCUGUUUCCAGAUCGAACAGGCACAUUGGUUUUACGAAGACUUUGUCCGCGAGGAAAACCCGUUCUUGCCAUCCCUCAGUCUCCGCACAUUUACGUCGCGGAUCUUUGAGCAUUGUCCGUUAUUGUGGAAAUGGUCGGGACAGCAUGAACAGGCGUUCGAGGAUUUCUUGACGUAUAAGACUCGAGUACCGGUACGAGGGGCUAUCAUGCUGAAUCAGACGUUGGAUAAGUGUGUGCUUGUUAAGGGGUGGAAGUCAAGUAGUGGGUGGGGGUUCCCGAAGGGUAAGAUCAAUAAGGAUGAGCCGGAUCUUGAUUGUGCUGCGCGUGAGGUGUAUGAGGAGACAGGGUAUGACAUUACGCCGCUUGUGACGGCUGAGGAUUUCAUCGACAUUACGAUUCGUGAGCAGCAGAUUAGGCUGUAUAUCGUGCAGGGUGUCCCGAUGGAGACGUCAUUCGUUCCGCAGACGCGAAAGGAGAUCUCGAAGGUUGAGUGGCAUAAUCUUCUGGAUCUGCCAACAUACUCGAAUUUGAAGAGGAGGAACGACAGGAAGAUGGUGAAGACUGUGGACAAGACUGGGAAGGGCAAGUUCUACAUGGUCAUUCCUUUCUUGGCUCCAUUGAGGAAUUGGAUCACGAAGAGGAAGCCAGCC